Messenger RNA from Ostrea edulis (European flat oyster), 2931 nucleotides. RefSeq lists its product as uncharacterized. Lineage: Eukaryota; Metazoa; Mollusca; Bivalvia; Ostreida; Ostreidae. The transcript has 3 exons. The coding region runs from base 2038 to 2727 and encodes 229 amino acids. The record is from RefSeq and is a predicted model, not a curated record.
UUAAUCCUGUAAUGAAAGUUAAAAAGACAAAAGCUAUGAGACACCUUGGAGAUAUAUGAGUGAAAGUUAUAUAUAUUAAGGAACUUUGUUGGACAACACAAGUAACGGUGUUUGGAAAUGUAUCUUACUUUUUUACGAACUGUAACGGAACAGGAAAAUAGUCAUAUCUAGCAUUCUGUCAUUUAAAAAAUAAUCUGUUAAGGACCACUCUGAUUCUACACAAAAGUACUCCGGAGUUGAUAUAAAAAAUGCUGGAGUUCCUCAGUGACAACAUUUACGUAGAUGUUCGUGAUCAAGUCUGUUGAAAUUGUGCUCUAUUAUUAGCUGACCUGGUUUUUAUUCUUAUCAGGCAGAAAUAUUCAAAAGCUUGUACAUGAAGAGAAAAAACACUCUUCUUGUGGUCUUCAACUCCACAUUUAGAUACAUCGACGACGUUUUAUAUAUUAACUAUACUCAUUUUUAUUCAUAUGUUGAUUCAAUAUGUCCCAAUGAACUCGAAAUAGAAGACACCCCAGAGUAUUCCAUAUCUGCUUCUUAUUUGUAUAUUCUUAUUGAACAUAGUUAUCAAUGACAAACUAACAAUAGAACUUUAUGACAAAUGGGAUGACUAGCUUCUCAAUCAUCAGCUUCCCAUAUUGAUAUAGUAAUAUUCCAUUAUCACCUGUAUGAAAGGCGAAGAUAACAAACAGCGAUCAAUCUCAUAACUCCUAUAAGCAAUACAAAAUAGAGAGUUGGGUAAACACGGACCCCUGGAUAUACCAGAGGUGGGAUCAGGGGCCUAGGAGGAGUAAGCAUCCCCUGUCGACUGGUCACACCCGUGUUAGCCCUAUAAAUUGAUCAGGUAAAAGGAGUUAUCCGUAGUCAAAAUCAGUUUGCCAAGAACGGCCUAACAAUCGGUAUAAAACACGUCAGACAGCAUUUGACUCUAUGCUAGGUUUUAUUGGCAAACUAUAUCGUUAUAAUGACAAUAGAAUUUGCGAAAUACUGAUUUUAAACGAGACUGUUGGAUUUCCUGCAUCAUCAACUUGUUUGUCAGUAGCCUGCUUCGAUUUAAAAACUGACCAUACGCAGAACAAGCUCUUGCGUAUUGAAUCGGUUGAGAGAUGUAAACACCAUAUGCAGGUGAUAAAGGAAUAGUGUUACAUAAAUAUGGGAAGUUGACGAUCAAGAAGUUAAAAUAAUCCCGUUUGUCACAAAGUUGAGUUGUUAGUUUGCCGUUAAUAUCUACUUUCAAUAAAAUAUCUAAGUAUGAAGCAGAAGUGGACGACUUUGUGGUGUCUUUUAUUUCGAGUUCACUGGGAAAUAUUGAAUCCACAUGUGAAUGAAAGUUAUUAUUAUACCUCAUAUAAAGAAUCACUAGCAAAACAGAAUCUGAUUGGCCGAGAAGGUCACGUGACCAUCGUGUUUGCCCUGCAACAAAGCGUCGUGUUCCACCCCUUCGGAUAUCUCUUGUUUCACUUUCGUGUCCAGUUAAAUGAACAAACCCGAGUGUUUCGAAUGACACAGACGACAACAAACAUGGCAGGUUUCAUCAGCCUGGUAGUGAUGAUUUCGCUUUAUCAUUGAACGAAAAGGUCGCUGUUAACACAAAAAAGGCAACGAAAGUAGCAGUUAAAUGUUUCGUGACUAUUUGGCGGAGUUAUCGGAUUUGACAGCGAAUUUUGAGGAUUUACCAGUAAAAGAUUUAAGCAAAGCAUUGAAAUAUUUUUUACGUUGGUGGCAGGAAAACAUCAGGGGAAUUAUUCAAGAAAAGUGCAUUACAGAACAUUCGUUAUGGGUUAAAACGUUUUCUGAAAGAGAAAAGAAACAUUGACAUCGUGAAAGACUCAGAAUUUCAUGAAAGUAACGAAAUUUUUAAAGCAGUUUCUACAGGUCUGAAGAGGAAAGGACUUGGAGGAACUAACCAUCACCCUCUAGAAAUUGUACAGCGGGGACACACCGGUAUUUGAUCUAAACACUCCCUAUGGUUUACAGAGAAAGAUUUGGUUUGAAAUAACUCUUUACCUAUGCAGAGGAGGGAGAGAAAAUUUGAGAUCAAUGACAAUAGACACAUUCAAGAUUGCUAGAGAUGAUGUUGGCAGAGAGUAUGUUUAUCAGUUUGUUGAUGAGUUGGAUAAAAAUCACAGAGCUGAUGCUGCAGGGAGUGUAACAGAUGGUCGGAUGGUCGAGUUACCAGGAAGAACAAGAACUGUCCUGUGCUGUCAUUCAAAAGGGGAAAAUUCACUGGCCAGCUUUAUGUCCGACAUUUCCAAUGUGGGAAAACUGUCUCAGGCUUAUAAGAACCAUUAUGUACGUGCUACAAGUAUCAAAGUGUUGGAUGUCGCUGGAAUCAGUGUCCGACACGUUAUGAAAGUUUCCGAUCAUAAAUCAGAGACCUCACUUAAGCCUUACUCCCAUUUCAUCAGUGAUGACAAGAAGAGGGAAAUUUCAGAAACAUUAAGUGCAGCUCUUGGACACCAACAAAAAACAAAUGAAAAUGUGGUUCCUGAAACUGUUACAGAAAAUCGUAGUGAUUUAACCAGUGUUUUCGCAGAUGACUUUGAACUUGACCUUCUUGAUAGUUUUCAAGCAAACGAACUUCCAAAUGUUCUCUGUGAUCUUAAUGAUAAUAAACCAGUUUCUCAAAAUCAGAUAUAUGUUGCUGGGGGUGGAACUGGAUGGCUGAACUUCAGGUCAAAUUUCUCUGGAAAUUGUUGUGUUCAAAUCAAUAUUAAUUAUCAAAAGUAAUGAACUUCUUCAAUGAUAUCUCUGAUUUAACAUUACCGGUUAAAUUUCACUACUGUAUUUCAUUAAUUGUUAUAAGAUUGAAAAUUGUUAAUAUUUUUCUUAUCUGUGAUACAAUGCAUAUCAAAUGUUUAUAUGAAUCAUAGGAUAUUGCUCAAAUAAACCCAUACUUUUUGUAUGUUAACUGAAUAAAUUUGUUAAACUUGA